AGCUCUGGAGUUUGCGUUCGGGCUUCAAUUUCAUUUUCUCUCACACUUUUCUGAAGGUAGAGAAGAACAAGAGCAAGAAGACCCUUUCUCAUUUUUGCUCUGUUUUCCACCUUACUGGUCUUCUAGUCACUGAAAAUGAGAUCAAGGGUAGAACUGGUUCUGCUGUGUUAGCUCAAGAGUGUGGCUUCUACCUGGUUUUAUCUACCGACAUUUCUCUAAUUUGCAUGAAUAUUUCUAGAUGGUUGGUGAUUCCAUGAAAUGGGGACAAGAGUGAUGAAUAUUUGCAGAGAUUGAUGAUUUGGUGAACUGGAUAAUUCCAAAACUGGGGUUAAGAGUGAUGAAGAACCCCACAGUUUGAUGUUUUUGAUGAACUGGGUAUUUCUAAAGCUUGAUUUCACUGAAUUCAGUCAGCUUAGGAAGACAUAGAAGCCGAAGGCAGGGGAAAUCUAAAAAUUUUAGGUCCUUCAGUAAAGACUGAGGGAUGGAUAUGAACGAACAGAGGAAAGAUGCCUUACAUGAUUGGGCUUCUUGCAGUGCUCCAACAACUCCGUACAGGCCUAUUCUCCCAAAACUUCCCCAGCAACACCAAUAUAACCACCAUGAAUUUUUUCUGCCCCCAAAUAAAUUCCCGUUUGCUUUACAAGACACUGAAGGGAAUAAUGGAGCUGGACCUUUUGGUGCUGGCAACACACUCGAGAUGUCGCGUGAGGUACCUUGUAUAGAUCUCCUGGCCCUUGCGCAUGCUGCCUCCAGUGCUGUAGAUAUUAAUGCAAUCAUGCAUGGGGAACCUCAGUAUGAUUUUCCCUGCCACCUUCAAUAUGAUCUGAAUUCAGUACCUGAGACCACCUGUGGCCAAUUUGCACCCAUAACACCAGAGAAGGCUAGCUCAAAUGUGGAUCAUAGAAAAAAACAGCAAACAGAAGAGCAAACGAAUACUGGUACUACCACAUUUGAAAUUUUUGAUCCAAGAAAUAAUAAAGAUGCAGCACACCCUGUUAUGAGUUUUCCACAUGCUACUCCUUCAAUAGAGCUCCAGGAGAAUCAUACAAAGCUCCAGGAGAACCGGACACAGCUCCAAGAGAAUGACAUCAUCAUGGAAGGGAACGAAAACAUUGACUUGAAUAAGACACCGGAGCUGAAACAAAGGAGGAAAAAGCACAGGCCCAAGGUUAUUAGAGAAGGCAAACCAAAGCCUCUGCCGAAACCUCCCACUAAUAAGGAAACUCAAGUCAGAAGGAAGUAUGUGAGGAAGAAUGCAGUAGGCAAAAAUGCAACUCCUCCCCCACCAAAGGAACUUGGAGAGCGUACCGAUUCAAAUAAACUGAAGUCUACCAAGAGAUCAUGCAAAAGGGGGUUAAAUUAUGAUUUGAAAGAGCAAGCAGAUGACAUAUCCUCCUGCCAGUCUUUAAAUUCAGGUUUAGACUCACAGGUGCAUACUUUUUGCACCAAUGGAGAUGCAACAAGAUCGACUGUGCAGCCCAGACCUGGAAUUAAUUCAAUGGUAGAUAACACACAGACGGGGUUAGCCCAUGAACUCGUCCUUUCUACAAAUCAAUGGCUGAAAGAUCACUUGUCAUUGCCUGAACAACACUCUCCAGCCACACCGUCUCCUGCCAGAAAUAGUUCCUUACAGGCAAGAGAGUAUGUUGAUUGCUCAAAAGACCCUGCUGAAGGAAAAGCUACAGUGAGUUCUCAGAUUGGCCACAAAAAUUCUGUACAAACGGUGUUGAAUGGUGACACUAAAUCCUCUUCACCAAGGCCAAAUGACUCCAACUGCAGCUCAUCUAUGAUACUGACACAUGAAAAUGAACUGAAUGGAUUUAAGAGGAAAUAUUCUAGUGCUGUUGAGAAGACAGAGCCCAGACCCCGAAAUUUUCUCGGAGUUCACUACAAUAAUAUGCCAGCAUAUGACAACAUGAUGUCCUAUAUGCAUUUUCCAUACAUAUAUAAGAAGAAGAGAACUGAUAAGGCAUAUACUUCCAUCAUAUCAAGCACAUCAUGUCGUGUGACUAUGGCAGAAAAUGAUUGGAGACGAUCAAAAUUGCAAGAGGUUGAAACUAUCCUGCCUGCAAAUCAGACACAGAGUUCAAAAAGGAGAAGAUCAAAAGCUCCUACACGGGUACGUGACAUGGCUUCUCUAAUCAGAGCACCACAGCACAUUCUGCUCCAGAGUACCUGUCUCACCAAACCACCAGCUGACAAUAACGGGCAAACAGCUCCGAACUACAACUCGACUCAGACAUGCAUGGAUGCCCUAGUCACUGAUGUGGGUGCCACAAUGGCAAAGAAAAAGAGAACAAAGAGAAGUUCUGUUACCAGUUCACAGCGAAGCCUUGUGCUAUACAACAACCAACCAUUUGUUUCUGGAUCAUCAGGUGUUCCACCAGAACUAGCAAGCACACAAAUACUUUCUGUUGAUGCCAUCACUGAUCAGUUAAAAUGUUUGAACUUAAAUAGAGAAAGCAGCAAAUUUGCAUAUCAGGGGUAUAAUGUUGUCUAUAAUACACAAAUGCAAGAGAACACUGCUUUGGUUCUUUAUAGAAGAGACGACACUGUUGUACCAUUCAAUGGGGCUUUUGAUCCUAUCAAGAAACGCAAGCCACGACCUAAAGUUGACCUUGAUGAAGAGACUGAUAAAGUAUGGAAGCUGCUGAUGGAUAACAUCAACAGUGAAGGCGUUGAUGGAACAGAUGAACAAAAAGCAAAAUGGUGGGAAGAAGAGCGUAGUGUGUUCCAAGGUCGUGCAGACUCUUUUAUCGCCCGGAUGCAUCUUGUGCAAGGAGAUAGACGCUUCUCUCCGUGGAAAGGAUCAGUUUUGGACUCGGUGGUAGGAGUUUUUCUGACUCAAAAUGUAUCAGACCACCUGUCUAGCUCCGCUUUCAUGUCACUUGCUGCACGCUUUCCCGUGAAGUCAGUAAAAAAUCAAAAUGCACCCGAUGAAAAAGUUGUGAGCUUAACAGACGAACCAGAAGUGUGCAUUAGUGAGAUAUCAAACCAGCCAAUUUGUGAUUGUAGUUCUGUAACAUUCCAUGACACUGAGCAUAGUGAAGAAAAAGUAGUCAGUAGCAAUGUGAAUGCAGAAACCACUAGUGAAGGAGUUAUCUCUGCACAUGAGCCCGACUGCAAGCUAACACAUUCAUUAGUCAACAGGUCCACCACCAAGAACCCAAGACCAGCACCAGAAUGUUACAUAGAGGAAGACUUGACAACCGGAUUUAAUAUAGUUUCAUCUCAAAACUCUGUGGAUUCUUCAGCUUCUCACACUGUGGAUAAAACAGGAUCAUGUGAGAGCAACUCGGAGACAGAGGAUGCACCUAUUACAAGUCAAGAUGGCAGUUUGGAUCAUUUCCGUUUGUUUUUACAGAAGACCGAAGUCGAGAGUGUCAGAACCAGCCAUAUGUCAUCUCAUGAUAAUUUGAAUUGUGAACUUUAUGAACCCAUAUGCAUGCAGCAGGAUGACGAAAGAAAAUAUAUAGAGAGAGGAGGAGCAUCUCAGGACCCUUCCAAUAAUUGUUGUGUGCGGUAUACUUCCAACCCAGAAGCAGUGCGUGUUGAAUGCUCUGAUUUGUUUGAAGAGGUAAUCCAAUCUUUUUCCAAGAACAAAUAUGAAGACAGUCUGGGGGAACAGAGUGUACUAACAGCAGAAUCUGUGAGUCAAGAUACAACAAGUAAUAAGCUUACUGCCAACGAUGAAGAUGCACAAAGAUGUUUCAGUGAAUCAUGCAAUUACAUUCAAGGAAAAAGUAAUUUGAAUCAAUCUCAAUUCAGUAUUGGUGGGAACCAAAAUAAGGUUGACGCACCUGCUGAGAAGCAUAUAAAUGAGAUUCAGCAAAAUUGCAACAGUUCUGGAGAGACCACAGAUGUGCAUAAAGGUCCAGAGUUGGAUUUAAUCUUCAAUGAAGUCAGUAAGGCAGAUGCUGCCACCCCAAAGACUAAGAACAGAAGACAUGGAAAAGAGAAAAAGGCUCAGGACUGGGACAAAUUAAGAGAACAAGCAGAACCAAAUGGAAGAAAAAGGGAAAAAACAGCAAAGACAAUGGAUUCAGUGGACUGGGAAGCUGUGAGAACUGCAAAUGUGAAUGACAUUGCCCAAACUAUCAAAGAGAGGGGGAUGAAUAAUAUGCUAGCAGAAAGAAUCAAGGACUUCCUUAACCGACUACUUAGAGAACAUGGGAGUGUCAAUCUAGAAUGGUUGAGAGAUGUUCCACCUGACCAAGCAAAAGAGUAUUUGCUGAGCUUUCGUGGACUGGGACUAAAAAGCGUGGAGUGUGUGAGGCUAUUAACACUUCACCAUCUUGCUUUUCCGGUGGAUACAAAUGUUGGACGCAUAGCUGUACGACUGGGAUGGGUACCUCUUCAGCCUUUGCCCGAGUCACUGCAGUUGCAUCUUCUAGAACUGUACCCAAUGCUGGAAUCCAUACAAAAGUACUUGUGGCCAAGACUCUGCAAGCUUGACCAAAGAACACUGUAUGAGCUGCACUACCAGAUGAUAACAUUUGGAAAGGUCUUCUGCACCAAAAGCAAACCAAAUUGCAAUGCAUGUCCAAUGAGAGGAGAAUGUAGGCAUUUUGCAAGUGCAUUUGCAAGUGCAAGGCUUGCCUUGCCAGGGCCCGAGGAGAAAAGUAUAGUGAGUGCAACUGGAGACAGAAAUACCUAUCAAAACCCUGGUGAAAUCAACAACAGAAUGCCUUUACCUCUCCCUCUCCCUCUCCCUCGUCCUCACCCAACAGAACAAUUGGGAGGAAACCAACUUGAGGCAAGCCAACAAUCAACACCAAAGUCUGCACUUGAUUAUUGUGAACCUAUUAUUGAAGAACCGGCAUCACCAGAACCAGAGUGCACACAUACAGUAGAAGACAUUGAGGAUUUCUGUGAUGACCCAGAUGAAAUUCCUACGAUUAAACUUAACAUGGAACAGUUCACUCAGAACUUGCAAAACUAUAUGCAACAAAACAUGGAACUUCAAGAAGGAGAAAUGUCAAAGGCUUUAGUUGCUCUGAAACCAGAUGCUGCAUCUCUUCCUACACCAAAGCUUAAGAAUGUGAGCCGGCUACGAACUGAGCACCAAGUCUAUGAACUACCUGAUUCACACCCUCUUCUAGAUAAGUUGGGGUUGGAGAAGCGAGAACCUGAUGAUCCAUGCAAUUACCUUUUGGCCAUUUGGACACCAGGUGAAACAGCAAACUCCAUUCAACCACCAGAGAUUAGAUGUACUUCUCAAGAAUCCGGCAAAUUGUGUAAUGAUAAGGAGUGUUUCCAAUGCAAUAGUACACGGGAAGCAUAUUCACCAACAGUUCGAGGGACUCUCUUGAUACCAUGCCGAACAGCAAUGAGAGGGAGCUUCCCACUAAACGGCACCUACUUUCAAGUUAACGAGGUAUUCGCUGAUCAUGAUUCAAGCCUUGAGCCUCUUGAUGUUCCAAGAGGCUGGUUGUGGAAUCUGAAUAGGAGGACUGUGUACUUUGGAACCUCAAUACCAACAAUAUUCAAAGGGUUAACAACACCAGAAAUUCAACAAGCAUUCUGGAGAGGAUUUGUGUGCGUGAGGGGGUUUGAUCAAAAGUCAAGAGGUCCGCGGCCUUUAAUGGCUCGGCUGCACUUCCCAGCCAGCAGGUUGGCCAAACCAAAAGACAAAGAGGAAGAGUAGCCAUCCAAAAAAUUUCAAGGAAGCGCGACCAAAGAGGCACCACAGAAUCGAAUUCGAGUGGCAGCGGAUUCAGCUAUUGUAAAUCGGCUUGUUGAGAAUAGGAAAACAAAAAGGGUAGUUUUUAGUUUAAGAUGUAAUACUCACGUGAACUAAGAGGGAUUUAGCCAAUUUGUAACCACAGUCAGCAUAAUCAAUAGAUGUCAUGCAGUUUUAACAUAAUUGCUAUUUUCUCUGAGAAAAUUCACCAAAGAUUGUAAUCCUAAUAGAUAGAGAAGAUAGUGCGCAGGGAGAGAGCAAUAACAUUGAACCAAAGUUUCUUCUGGCAUUCUGAAAGUAAAUAAAAAAGCUCAUAGCAUUUCCAACA
Molecule: messenger RNA, 6011 nt
Organism: Argentina anserina (silverweed cinquefoil)
Lineage: Eukaryota; Viridiplantae; Streptophyta; Magnoliopsida; Rosales; Rosaceae
Product: protein ROS1A
Exons: 22
Coding region: 482-5647 (1721 amino acids)
Biological process (GO): base-excision repair
Molecular function (GO): DNA demethylase activity; 4 iron, 4 sulfur cluster binding; DNA N-glycosylase activity
Source: RefSeq, a predicted model, not a curated record